This is a messenger RNA of Umbelopsis ramanniana AG, 745 nucleotides long. RefSeq lists its product as uncharacterized. The transcript has 2 exons. NCBI's taxonomy places the organism in Eukaryota, Fungi, Mucoromycota, Umbelopsidomycetes, Umbelopsidales, Umbelopsidaceae. The coding region runs from base 201 to 359 and encodes 52 amino acids. The record is from RefSeq and is a predicted model, not a curated record.
CGGCGCGCUCUUCAACUGAUUUUUUUAAAACCCAUUUGCCGGUAGCCUGACUUUUUUCCUGCUGGUUUAACUAAACCUCUUCUCCCUACCGAAAAAGCUAGGUCUGUACAUGCUGAAAGCACACCGAUCAAUGGCCAUCCAUUUUCAUUCUUCUCCUAACCAAACCCCUUUCCAUCUGAUUGACCCCUUCUGUUGUGGCCAUGGACAGUCAGCAGGAACAGUCCGUUUGCUUGACUUGGCCUGUUACACAUGGUGAGCUAAAGAGGUUGAAAUGCCAUACCCACACCUUGUGUGUAAUUAAAAAAUUUCACUUUAUUGGUUGGUUACUCAGAGCCAAGCUCAGGAUGGUGUCAUCUUGACCAGAGAAAGCUCAGUCAAGCAUUCCCAGCCUAGAGAGCACCUAUGGUGUCAGAUUCCAAGAAUGCCUUUUGCGGCCAAGAAUAAGGGCAGGGGCCUGGAUGGAUUUAGGGGUCCGACAUCGACUAAAGACCUUGCACCAAUAAGGAUGAAGGCGUCGAUCUAGAGCGUUAGAGUAACAGAAUCAUAUCAAGUAAGAGUACGUAGUCUAGAUGUCAGAAAGGCUUCAUGACUCUUUCGCAUGUAGAUUCGCUCGGUUCUUGUAGCACACUAUUUUUAUUUUUUAGCUCUUCAAGUCGGCGCUACAGUCUGUGAUGGUGUCAUCCACCGCUUCCCCAUGUGGCUCACGCGGCUUUAAAUUGUUCAUCAGACUGCGCUGGGAGGAAUA